GGAUAACAAGUACAAGAAUUAAUUGGAGCAUGGAGGGGUAAAAGUGAAAAUAGCACAACAAACGGGAACGGGUUUUCAUUUGCCCACCUUUCCCUUUUAUCUUUCAACUGACGUUUCCUUCUCCACAAAAUCCCCCAAUUUUUCCAACCCUAGCUGCCGCAAAUCGUCAUUUCUCGUGCUCAUCCUCAUCAAUUUCCGACACCGAUUCAGAGCAGGAUGGAUGAUACCUGUGCUGUGUGUGCUGAGAGUCUCGAAUGGGUUGCCUACGGAUCUUGUGGACACAAGGAGGUUUGUUCCACAUGCGUUGCUCGUCUUCGGUUCAUCUGUAGUGAUCGCCGCUGCUGCAUCUGCAAAUCCGAGUCCACGCUCAUCUUUGUUACCAAGGCUUUAGGGGACUACACUAAGAUGAUAAAUGACUUCUCGGUCUUCCCUUCUGAAGAUAAGGAGGGUCGAUCUGGCUCAUAUUGGUACCAUGAAGACACGCAGGCUUACUUUGAUGAUUUGGAUCAAUACAAAAUGGUCAAGGCCAUGUGUAGGCUUUCUUGUAGCGUUUGUGACAAGGUGGAGGAGAACGGCAGUAAUAGCUCCAAGAGAAGAGCUAGGUUUCGUAACAUCGAUCAGCUUAAGGGUCAUUUGUUCCACCAGCAUAAGUUGCUAAUGUGCAGCUUGUGCCUGGAAGGAAGGAAGGUGUUUAUUUGUGAACAAAAGCUUUAUAGUAGGGCGCAAUUAAAGCAGCAUAUAAACACAGGUGACUCUGAAGUUGACGGAACUGAAAGUGAAAGAGGUGGCUUCAAGGGGCAUCCUUUAUGUGAAUUCUGCCGGUCACCGUUUUACGGGGAUAAUGAGCUCUACACCCACAUGUCUACUGAACAUUAUACCUGUCAUAUAUGCCAAAGACAAAAUCCUGGUCAAUAUGAAUAUUACAAGAAUUAUGAUGACUUGGAGAUUCAUUUCCGCCAAGAACAUUUUUUGUGUGAGGAUGAGGCUUGCCUUUCCAAGAAGUUCAUUGUUUUUACAUCUGAAGCUGAAAUGAAGAGGCACAAUGCACUAGAGCAUGGAGGCCGGAUGUCACGAUCAAAGCGGAAUGCGGCUCUGCAGUUACCAACUAGCUUCAGAUAUCGGCGAAGCAAUGAACAAGAUAACCGGCGUGGAAGAUUUCAACGUGAUCUAUCUGAAGAUGAACUAUCUCGAGCAAUUGAAGCCAGCCUUGAGACAGCUAAUGUAAAUGGCAGAUUUCUAGACUCAUCAUCCUCGAGUUUGCCUGUGGCUUCUGAUCAUACUAGCAUCAAUGGUAUUGAUCCAUUGAUCCAGCCAUUUGAAGCACUGGGCACAGAAUCUGACCCAAGGUAUCUCAUGGCAGUGUCACAUAGGCCAAGAAAUGCGCCACUGGAGGAGUCCUCCUUCCCACCGCUCUCCUCGGGUCCUGGUGGUAGUACCCAAAGACCCAUACAUGAUGCUGAAGGUUUACCGAGGAACACUAUGGCAGACAAUCUUCGUCGACAUAGCAAAAAAAAAGUCAAUGUUCUCAAUACGGCUCAAGCUUGGCCUGCAGCAACCCGUUUUAAUAAUCCACCGGCAUCAAGUGCAGCUUCUAGACCUGCAAAUACCUCACAUGGAUCAUCAGUGGUGCCUGGGCAUGGUAAGUCGGCAAUCAACCAGAGAUCUGCAGCCUCUAGUCAACCAAGUUCUCUCCAAGUCCUGCCUUCUGUUGGGUCGUCAACUUCUAGCAGUCGGAACAGUACAAGCAGAAUCGGCCAUUCCUCAUCAGCCCCAAAUCUGGUUGAUACUGUUUCUGUGUCUGAUUUUCCUCCCGUUUCAACAUUGCAGGCACGCAAUCCGCCUGCAAGUGGGCAGGUUACAAGAGGCACAGGAGAUGUUUAUACUGCAAACAAGACGAUGGUAGAAAAAAUUCGUGCUGGUCUGGAUAAUGAUCAAGAUAAAUAUGCUGCUUUCAAGGACAUUUCUGCAGAAUAUCGGCAAGGCGUGAUUGAUGCAGAGAUGUAUCUGGUGUAUGUGGAGCAGUUUGGAUUGUCUCAUCUUGUUCUUGAGUUAGCUAGGCUCUGUCCUGAUCCUCGUAAGGAGCAAGAGCUCAUUGCAGUCUACAAUGCCAAUCAAAGUAUGAGUGGGCAGAAGAGAAAUGGUCAGAAGAAUGGCAUGAACAACAGUAAAGGAAAGUCUGUGGUUUCUGGCAACAACAAGCUGACGGAUAGCAUCUUAAGCAGUGUUAGGGAACUACAAUCAAACUAUAGGCCACCAGAAGAGGAGGUGGAGACGCUAUCAAAGGAUGGGUACCGGGCAGCUAAUAAAGGAAAAUUGAAGUUGGAAGUUGAUGAUCGGACAUCACCUGGUAGUGUUCCAAGGCCAAAGAGUGAAGGUGGUGGUGAUGGAGAAGGGAGAAGUAAGCCGCAGCAGCAACGGAAGAAAACAUCAAAGUUUCACAGGGUUCGUCUUGGUAAUGGGUCGAUGGCCUCAAUCCUUGACCUGACAAAUUCCAAUGCUGGUUCUGAUUCCACCGAGGCAUCAAAUGGAAAUGGGAAUGAGGACCCUGGCGAUGGGGUGCCUGUGCGUGGUGUGUGGCGCAAUGGUGGAGGUCAUAGGUUAAUUGUGAAAGAUCAGAGAAGACCUUAAGUUUUAGCGUACCAUGGAACCAAAGGAUGAUUUUUGAUGGGAUAUGAAAGAAAGAAUAUACAUAAGUUGUUAAAACAGCCAGCCAACCAACCAACCAACCAACCAACCAAAAGUGUUGAUAGACGAAGUUAGUUUUGUAUUUGAAGUUGCUGGGUGUUUUGUUUGGUUUGCGAAAUUGCACAGUAUUUCAAAGUUUUGGUGUUUGAUUUCAUCUCAGGUGCAAUAAAAAUAUCUAAUGAUGGGUUGUUA
Cynara cardunculus var. scolymus (artichoke) is the source of this 2877-nucleotide messenger RNA. RefSeq names its product E3 ubiquitin-protein ligase hel2. The record is from RefSeq and is a predicted model, not a curated record. Gene Ontology annotation, molecular function: ubiquitin protein ligase activity; ribosome binding. Gene Ontology annotation, biological process: protein ubiquitination; rescue of stalled cytosolic ribosome. Lineage: Eukaryota; Viridiplantae; Streptophyta; Magnoliopsida; Asterales; Asteraceae. Bases 217 to 2628 code for a protein of 803 amino acids. The transcript is spliced from 7 exons.